CUGAUUACUGCCCCUGACUGAUGGUCCGAGGUGUGUUUAGAGUAGAGGUCACCGGUGUGAAACAGUUGCUCCGAGUACGUAAGUUUUCCUACGGCGAAAUUGUUUAAAAAGAUAUGUGUAAGUCUUCAUUUUAAGCAGCCUGUUCAGUAUAGUGCCCUGUACGGUUUCAAGCAUUGUGUAGAAUCCAGUUUUGCGCUGAGCAGUAUUUCCAGGAGUGUGUAGAGUAUUGUGUCCGGCACUGUGUCCAUCUCUGUGUCCGGCACUGUGUCUAAUGCUAUCUACUGCAACGUCAUAACCAAUAAUUGGUCGAUAACUCUACGGCACGGGUCACCAAGAAAGACCUUUGAUUUGGGAUAAUUUAUGAUAGACAAAUUGGAAUAAGUACCCUUAAAAAAAAAGCUGUCCAGGUUGCUGCUGGGUCCAGGUUCCUGGAUCCAAGUUCCACGAAGGAGUGACUUGUAAAAAGACAAGAUGAUUCAUCACUUCACAAAGACGAACAAAGAGUAACAUGUCAAGAAAAGUUACGGUCUAGGUCAAUUAGUUCCUGACAUUUCUUUUACUAUGGCAGACGAUGAAAGUGUCUACACAAUAGAGGCGGAUAUACCAGAGCACAGAACCACAGACGCCUACCUGAGUUCCUAUCGUCACUACACCGCUCCAAGGGAGGAGACCUAUUUGGGCUCCUACCGCGCUUAUACUGGGCCUCAGGACGGUUACAACGGGGUGCCCCUGGGGAGCCUUUCUUCACUCAAAUAUGUAGCUGAUGACAGUACUGUUGGCUCCGAGAGUGGCUUCAUACAAUAUAGACCCAGCAGCCAUAGACUGUUAUCCAUAUUUGCAGCCUUCUUCUGUUUUUGUCCUGUGGGGAUUGCUGCCCUUGUCUACUCCUGUAGGGCACAGAGAGCUAAAAAAGACGGGCGAUUCUCACGAGCUGGGAUUCUGGGCAAGAAUGCUCGGGUUUUGGCUGUUGCCAGUAUCAUCAUUGGUGUCGUGCUUCUCUUGGUCAUCCUCUUUCUGGUGCUCAUGGAAGUCGUGCCAGAGUUUAAAAACAGACACGGCGGAAAGCCAAACUAAAUAUUUGAAAUAUUCCAUUUUGAUAUGUAUAAUGUCUUCAAUUGGAUUUUUUAUCUUCUGCCUUGCAGAACUCAACUCUCUAACCUGUGAACAGUGACGUUUUUUGUGUGUUUUUUUUUACACUAGAUCCUGUGUUUAAAAUAUCAUUCAAUGUACUGACAUCCAUUCAUCAAAUAUUAUUAUUAUUUCGCCUUUCUUAUGUACAAUGUCUUCAAUUGGAUUUUUUUUAUCUUCUGACUUGCAGAACCCAACUCUCUAACCAGUAAACAGUGACGUUUUUGAGGGUUUGGUUUUUUUUACACUAGAUCCUGUGUUUAAAUAUCUUUCAAUGUACUGACACCCAUUCAUCAAAUACUAUUAUUAUUUCGCGUUGACUCAACUCUCUAAUCCGUAAACAGUGACGUUUUUUGUGGGUUUGUUUUUUUUUACACUAGAUCCUGUGUUUAAAAUAUCAUUCAAUGUACUGACACCCAUUCAUCAAAUACUAUUAUUUCGCCCUUCUUAUGUAAAAUUUAAAUAUUCUUGUCGCCAGAGAUUUAUAUUUCAUUCAUUGUUUUACAUCCCCCCUCCCCCCGGAUAAAAAUAUAAAGUAAUAAUUUUGACUAUUUCAUGAACCUAUGAACCUUUCAUUUUAUUAGGCCUACAAACUAUGGAUUGCUACCUGGUCGUGUGGUAUGUACUCGGGACAUGUCGUUUCGACGGUGCCGGGUUCGAACCCUGCCCGACGCAAUCUCUCGCCAUCCGGUGGGAGGUUUGGGCCAGGAAGCAAUAAUCUGAAGUAAUGACCAAAACGUAGGGUAACGGUGAGGUAUUCUCAAUGGACCUCAUUCACCAAUCGUAAAUAUUUAGUCACGUGACAAUAUUGAUAAAACAACGAAAAAAAAAAACGAAUCA
Messenger RNA from Biomphalaria glabrata, 1968 nucleotides. Its product is annotated as transmembrane protein 233-like. Gene Ontology annotation, cellular component: membrane. Bases 562 to 1074 code for a protein of 170 amino acids. Lineage: Eukaryota; Metazoa; Mollusca; Gastropoda; Planorbidae. The transcript has 6 exons. The record is from RefSeq and is a predicted model, not a curated record.